AUGCACAAAGCGUCAACAAACUUACUUUUGGGAGACGAACAGCAUCCGACCACAACGCUUCUGUGCUUCAUACACUAUUUCAUUCUGACCGCAAAGCAGGACAUACGCGUAGGAGAUGUCUGCGUCAUUAACAAAUCUCUGGCUGUAGUCGUGAGAGUUCACAGGAAAUUCACAGUCAGAUAUAUUGGCUAUUCACCGAAGUACCCACACUCAUUUGAAAAGAGCCGAUUUGUUGCUUUUCACUUCGAAGACCAAUUCAAACCCGGUGUUCAUUUGAGAGAGGGGGCAUUAGAAGCAGCUAAAAACAUUCUCCAGAUCAGAGGGCAGGAUUGGGGAUCCGAGUCGGGUAGAAAACCAUGUGAGCAAGAGAAGUUGAUUCGUUCCGAUAGUGCGAACAGAGACAUUGAAAUAUACAAAGAGCUUCGCAAGUAUCUUCGCGUACUUCGCCGAGUGAAUCGUGGCGGACGUCGUGGCGGACAUCGUGGAGGAGGUCACAAUUUUAUGCCAGGAAGAGAAGACGGCGUUCAUGCUGAAGUCGAAGGAAACCAAAAUGACAAUCUUCAUCAUGAAGGCAAUAUCGUUAUCCCAGAUGUACAAGAAGACGUUCAAAACCAAGGCAGUGAAGAUGUUUUUGGCGGAGAAAGUGAUAUGCCUCAAAAUGAAAAAGCCAAUCUUGACGGCGAAAAGAACGGAGAUCUACCAGUUGAAGCAGUCGCCCACCAUGGCGCAGAAGUUGAUAUUUUAGCAAUGGGAGAAGGAAAUCGCGGCGGCGAAGAUAAUGAUUAUCUUCCGAAUGGAAUUCAUGAUGGAGAAGGUAUUAUCCCAGUGGAAAUUCUUGGCAGCGGAGAGAAUGGUUAUAUCCCAAUUGAAGCUGGCCACUUUUGUGAGGAGACCGAUAUCAUUUUGACAGCUGUAAAAAGUGACUCUCAUGGAAACCAGGCUGUUCUCCCAGCUGUAGCUGACAAUGUCGUUGCCGAAAAGAACAUUUGUCAUCAAACCGGAGCAGACGAGUUAGAUGACAAAGGAAACAAGACAAUGUCAACCGAAGGUGACUUUGCUCUUCAUGGAUCGGGUUCGGUUUCCUUGACAAACAGCAUUAAUUGCCAAAAAUCUCAGAAGAGAGUGGCUCCAACAGAAGAGGAUACUGACAAUUUCGACGACAGCAUUGAAGAAGAACGCACAAUUGACCCACCGAGCCCGAAGCGCGACAAUAAAUUGUGCAUAAUUUCUUAA
Molecule: messenger RNA, 1233 nt
Organism: Caenorhabditis remanei
Lineage: Eukaryota; Metazoa; Nematoda; Chromadorea; Rhabditida; Rhabditidae
Exons: 5
Coding region: 1-1233 (410 amino acids)
Source: RefSeq, a predicted model, not a curated record